Messenger RNA from Drosophila biarmipes, 692 nucleotides. RefSeq lists its product as uncharacterized. Lineage: Eukaryota; Metazoa; Arthropoda; Insecta; Diptera; Drosophilidae. The coding region runs from base 107 to 550 and encodes 147 amino acids. The record is from RefSeq and is a predicted model, not a curated record. The transcript has 3 exons. Gene Ontology annotation, biological process: positive regulation of voltage-gated potassium channel activity; sleep; regulation of synaptic transmission, cholinergic.
GACAACGGUCAGAACGCUGCGAUAUCGCUCACAAACGCUAGCCAGACGCCGUGCUGUCAAGGUUUGCUUCAAGAAAUAGUCGAAAAAUAAAUUUCCAAACGUGAAAAUGGUGUCAAGUGUAAAACUGAUCUUGGCUUUCACCGUCUUGGCCACUUUGGCCUGCACGGGGUACGCCAUUAAGUGCUAUCAGUGCGAUUCUUUGACAAACCCCAAAUGUGGAAAGGAUAUGAAGUCCGAUGAUGACCUGGUCUUGGAUUGUUCCAGGACAGCUCCUCCUCGGUUCCUUCAAAACUUUUUCCCAGUUCGUAAUGCCACCGGUUGCAUGAAGCAGACAAUCGAAAUUCCUGGAAACCCGCAGAUCGUAAGGAGCUGCUUCUUUGGCGACCUUAACAACAAGGCGGCCGGAUGUCAGACCGAUGUCACGCUGUCGCUCAACAAGCUACUGAGCUGCGAGGUCUGCACCGAGGACGAGUGCAACGGAUCCUCCACCCUGGCCCCCAUUGCCGGAGUUAUCUUGCUCUUCUUCGGCGUGGCUCGACUUUUGGCCUAAGGAUGAAGUAUAUUUCAGAAGUGCCGCUGGUAGCAACCACAUCGAACCCGCUUUUAAAAAGAACACAAGCGCUUUAGUCACUUUUAGAUGUUAUACACCUUUUUUGUCCACAAUAAAAAUCACGUUAUUUAUUUUAAACCGA